Messenger RNA from Ilyonectria robusta, 1731 nucleotides. RefSeq lists its product as uncharacterized. NCBI's taxonomy places the organism in Eukaryota, Fungi, Ascomycota, Sordariomycetes, Hypocreales, Nectriaceae. The coding region runs from base 179 to 1237 and encodes 352 amino acids. The transcript has a single exon. The record is from RefSeq and is a predicted model, not a curated record.
GGGGAAGGGAGGAGGGAAGGAGGCUCCGGGCAACCGAGGCUUAGCCGGGCGGCCGGAAGUUCCUCACCAAUUUCCCCGCGACGCCUUGACACGCCGCCCGCCAACGCCUCACACCGGUCGAUGGGCAAAUCCACACAUCGUUGAGCCCCAAACGCGUUGAUCGCGUCCCAAGCCCGCCAUGUUUGGCAUCCUCGAGGCCGUCUCGGUGCCCCAUUCGGGCAUCUACAACACAUACGAGGACCUGUUCAAGGGGUUGAAUGAUGGCAUGGAAAAGGAUGGCUACAAGAUCGUCAAGGCUAGGUCUCACCGCGGCAAAGUGGGUGGUGCCGACAUCCCAGGGAACGAGAUAGUACGAUGCGAUCUCGUCUGCGACCGAGGCGGCAGGCCGUACCGUUGCAUGGCCACCAAGCACAAGACAACGACCAAGAAGACUGAUUGCCCGUGGAAGGCCAAGGCGGUGCAUCGCAAGACGAUGGGCGGUUGGGUACUGACGAUAACCUGCGAUCAGCACAACCACGAGCCAGGAACCCCAGAACCCCCGACACCCGAACCGGUCAGCGAAGACGAGAACAAUACCGUUGAGGAUUUAGAAGGUGAGGAGGCGUGGGAUACAAAUACUUCGCUGUUUCUAACGGCCACAGAUGAUGGGCCUUUGCCUGAUGCCGAGACUUCGGCUGCGAUCCAGGUUGCCGGCGUGUCAAACGCCGUCCUCCGCUUGACUGGCGAUACCUUCCACCAGUUCAAGGGCGAGUACCGCAAAAUGUCGCAGCCAGAACGUCUAGGGAUUCUAUCGCAGUUGCAGCUCAGAGUUGCAGCCAUUUACGCCGUCCAGAACGAGGACGUACAGCGACAGAAGAGACAGGAGGCUCAAGAUAAGCGACAUCGUCAGAUCGAGGAUGGCAAGCGGCAAUCCGCUGCACAGAAACAGCGAGCUCGUCAACGAAGACAAGUUGAACAGAACCAACAACAACAAAUGCACGCUCAGCAGCAGCAUGUACAGCAGCAGCCACUGCCUCAGCAGGAUGUGCAAGCACAAGCUCAAGCCCAAGCACAGGCACAGGCCCAAGCUCAGGCCCAGGCUCAGGCUAUGAUGCAAUCGCAACUGUAUUUGCCGCAGAAUCCGCAGCAAACCCCGAUACCCGUUCCGGGGAUAGACAUGCCCCAAUUCCAACACUACCCGGGUCCUCCAAAGCGCAUGCGCGGACGGCCGUCGCAGGGGGGGCAGCAGACGGGAUAAAAGGACCACAGGCGUUAUACGGAAUUGGCGCUGCUCGUUUUGAUAAGGAUAAGGAAGGAAAAGGAAGAAGGGUUCAACAGCGCAUAUUUGUGGCCCUAACGGGAAUACGUGCGGGUUUCCACUGGUUCUGUUAGCGUAGCCGCCGCAGUACUCACCGCCAAAAUUUCUCAGAUUUUGCCGAUUUUGCCAAACUGCCCCACCAUGCCGCCUUGAACCAUCCAGAUAUUUCACAAGCACAACAGCAGCUCCUUUCACGAUGGCGACAAUCGUACCCCCGCCGUCUAAGCGGCAAAGGCGCGAAGAGCUUGAGCGCUCCCACAUCCAGCAAGAUGUCACAGCCAUCGCACUGGGACCUGCCGGCUCCUUCAAGGCCCGCUUCCAGGACAGUGAUGGCAAGCAGCUGGCCGAUGUGAUUGAAGUGCCUCUUGCCGAUGCCUCGGAGAAGAACCUGUCGCUUCUUUUGAAUACUCUUUUGGCUAGGGUACGUUUGUCAU